AUCAGGCAGUGAUAACCUUCUAGUAAUCUUGAAAAGAAAAUGGUGGAAGUACAUCCUGCUGGGACUAGCAGAUGUGGAAGCUAAUUAUAUGAUUGUCAGAGCCUACCAGUACACAACUCUAACCAGUGUCCAGCUUUUGGAUUGCUUUGGGAUUCCUGUGUUGAUGGCUCUGUCGUGGUUUAUUCUUUAUGCAAGAUACAGAGUGAUCCACUUCGUUGCUGUGGCUGUCUGUCUGUUGGGUGUAGGAACCAUGGUUGGUGCAGACAUACUAGCAGGGAGGGAAGACAAUUCAGGGAGUGAUGUAUUGAUCGGGGACAUCUUGGUCCUUCUUGGGGCUUCCCUCUAUGCCAUUUCGAACGUUUGUGAGGAAUACAUCGUGAAGAAGCUGAGCAGACAGGAAUUUUUAGGAAUGGUGGGCCUGUUUGGAACAAUUAUCAGUGGUAUACAGCUAUUGAUUGUGGAAUAUAAGGAUAUCGCCAGCAUUCACUGGGACUGGAAAAUUGCCCUGCUGUUUGUGGCAUUUGCCCUGUGUAUGUUUUGCCUUUAUAGCUUCAUGCCAUUGGUGAUUAAAGUCACAAGUGCCACUUCCGUCAACCUAGGCAUCCUGACAGCAGACCUCUACAGCCUUUUCGUUGGACUCUUUCUGUUUGGCUAUAAGUUUUCAGGACUCUACAUCCUGUCCUUCACCAUCAUCAUGGUGGGGUUUAUCCUGUACUGCUCCACCCCGACUCGCACGGCUGAGCCAGCUGAAAGCAGCGUGCCUCCGGUCACCAGCAUUGGGAUUGACAACCUGGGGAUGAAGCUGGAGGAGAACCUCCAGGAGACCCACUCUGCUGUCUUGUAGCUGGAGAAGACGGCGCACCCAUCCCCCACCAGGAUAAAGCAGAGCCUGCUGCUUGCUGAAGGGACACUUGGGGAAAAAUAGCAGACUCAGAGUGGACACGCUACAACCCUGGGUUGGAUCCAGUGGUUAGGUUUUAGAGAGGAACACCAAACAAAGUUCAAAAGUAGAAAUACCAAACUAGAGCAGAAACCAAGCUAAGAGUGUGUUUCUGUGUUUGAGGACCAAUACCUGUUCGUGUCAGGGAGAUGAGGUGCGGACCCCACACCGGGGUCUUAGAGGCACCAGUGGGAAAGCAGGACUAGGGAGAGAUCCAGGAGUGAGCCAGCCUCAAGCCAGGGCGGGAAAGCAGGCUGUCCAGGCUGGGCUUGGUGGUCAGGAACAGGGGCAGCUCACGGUGGCUCUGGAGUACGUUUCCUCUGUCAGAGGCUUCGAGGUUUUUUUUGUGUUUUGUUUUUGUUUUUUGUUUUUUGUUUUUUUUUGCUGGGGCAGUUAUUGUCCACAGGCCUUUGGGUACAGAUGAAGCCUUGGGGCUGACUGCAUGUGGCAGAAAACGGGUCGGUCAGCCCUUGAAAACUCCUGAGCUAUAAGUGUGAGUACUGUACGAGCAUUAAACUGGAGUGCAGUAAACCUAGGAACCCUCCCACAAUUGGUUUUUUAUUUGUUUGUUUGAGACACAGAGUCUAGAGUGCAGUGGCACAAUCUCAGCUCACUGUAACCUCUGCCUCCUGGGUUCAAGUGUGAGUAGCUGGGAUUACGAGCAUGUGGCCCCACGCCCAGCUAAGUUUUGUAUUUUUCAGUAGACAUGGGGUUUCACGAUGUUGCCCAGGCUGGUCUUGACCUCCUUACCUCAAGUGAUCCGCCUGCCCCGACCUCCCAAAGUGCUGGGAUUACAGGCAUGAGCCACCAUGCUUGGCCUGUUUUGUUUGAUUUUAUAGAGAGGUGGGGUUUCGCCAUGUUGCCCAGGCUAGUCUCAAAUUCCUGAGCUAAAGCGAUCUGCCCACCUCGGCCUCCCAAAGUGCUAGGAUUACAGAUGUGAGCCACUGUGCCUGGCCUAUUUGUUUGUUUGUUUAAAACAUUUCUCCAUCACUCAUUCCAGGUCCCAGAGCCAACUCUCUCUGCUCUCAGAGCCUGUGACACUGGAUAUGUGUUCCACAGUUUCAGUCUCAGGUCAUACUCUCCAACAUUUUUCAUAGCUCCAUAUACAUGUAGAUGCCAUCCUUUCUAAAAACUUCUCACGACCUCCUGGAAUAUUCCUAUUGAUCUCAUUUUAUUUAGCAUUAGCUCAAGAAACUAAGUCUUAGUGCACAUUAUCACAACAAAGAAAAAGCUUUGUUUUUAUAACUGGUAAAAACAAGAAAAGAUUAUCAUCAAGAUAUAAAUGAAAAUAUAAAAUUAAUCAUUUCUCUCCGAAGAGUAUGCCUGGGAGCCUCCAGUUGUUAGAAGAGGAUACUAUUACUACUUCUUAUCAAAAAUUUGUAAUGCCUUGUGAUUUUUAUGAUACUUCAAUACAAAGUGUUAAUAUGUAUCAUCAGUAUAAUAACCAACAAAAUGCCACUUUGAGAAAACUGUUACGUAAAUUUUUUUGUAACAGUGUAAGAAAGAAAUGGGGAGUAAGUGUUCACAUAAUUAAAAGGCUUUGAAUUCAUGGAAAUAAA
Messenger RNA from Mandrillus leucophaeus (drill), 2499 nucleotides. RefSeq names its product solute carrier family 35, member F2 (gene SLC35F2). Lineage: Eukaryota; Metazoa; Chordata; Mammalia; Primates; Cercopithecidae. Gene Ontology annotation, biological process: transmembrane transport. Gene Ontology annotation, cellular component: membrane. Gene Ontology annotation, molecular function: transmembrane transporter activity. The transcript is spliced from 7 exons. The coding region runs from base 89 to 844 and encodes 251 amino acids. The record is from RefSeq and is a predicted model, not a curated record.